Messenger RNA from Pollicipes pollicipes, 4091 nucleotides. Its product is annotated as splicing factor 3B subunit 3. The transcript has 22 exons. Lineage: Eukaryota; Metazoa; Arthropoda; Thecostraca; Pollicipedomorpha; Pollicipedidae. Gene Ontology annotation, molecular function: nucleic acid binding; protein binding. The record is from RefSeq and is a predicted model, not a curated record. Gene Ontology annotation, cellular component: nucleus. The coding region runs from base 153 to 3803 and encodes 1216 amino acids.
AUGGACGCCGGCUGCGCACGGUUGGGCCGGGUCGCUGCAAACGUUGUAGCAUCAAGUUGAGUUGCGGGGUUGACAGAAACUUAAGGAAAUAAGAAUAUGAUGAGUUUAUUCUUUCUUCUGUGAACCAGAUUUCUCAGUAGCCAGUCACUAUCAUGCAUCUGUACAACCUGACUCUGCAGCGUGCCACCGGCAUCACACACGCUGUCCAUGGCAACUUCUCGGGCUCGAAGCUGCCCGAGAUCGUGGUGUCUCGCGGCAAGACUCUCGAGCUGCUGCGUCCCGACCCCAACACCGGCAAGGUGCACACCCUGUUGGCCACCGAGGUGUUCGGCAUCGUGCGCUCGCUCAUGUCGUUCCGGCUCACGGGAGGCACCAAAGAUUACGUGAUCGUGGGCUCCGACUCCGGCCGCAUCGUCAUCCUCGAGUACAACCCGGGCAAGAACCUGUUCGACCGCGUGCACAUGGAGACGUUCGGCAAGAGCGGCUGCCGCCGCAUCGUGCCCGGCCAGUACCUGGCCAUCGAUCCCAAGGGCCGCGCCGUCAUGAUCGGUGCUAUCGAGAAGCAGAAGCUGGUGUACAUCCUGAACCGUGAUGCUCAGGCCCACCUGACGAUCUCAUCCCCUCUGGAGGCCCACAAGUCCAACACCCUCGUCUACCAUAUCGUCGGUGUCGACGUUGGAUUUGACAAUCCACUGUUUUCCUGCCUGGAAAUCGACUAUGAGGACGCCGACUCGGACCCGACCGGCGAGGCGGCGCAGAAGACGCAGCAGACGCUCACCUUCUACGAGCUGGACCUGGGCCUGAACCAUGUGGUGCGCAAGUACUCCGAGCCGCUGGAAGAGCACGCCAACUUCCUGAUCUCGGUGCCGGGCGGCAACGACGGUCCCAGCGGCGUGCUCGUCUGCUCCGAGAACUACAUCACCUACAAGAACCUGGGCGACCAGCACGACAUCCGCUGCCCCAUCCCACGCCGCCGGAACGACCUGGACGACCCAGAGCGAGGCCUUAUCUUCGUCUGCUCGGCCACGCACAAGACCAAAUCCAUGUUCUUCUUCCUGGCACAAACCGAGCAGGGCGACAUCUUCAAGAUCACGGUUGAGACGGACGAGGACGUUGUGACAGAGAUCAAGCUCAAAUACUUCGACACUGUGCCGGUAGCCGCAUCUAUGUGCGUUUUGAAGACUGGCUUCCUGUUCAUCGCAUCAGAGUUUGGCAACCACUACCUAUACCAGAUCGCCAACCUGGGCGACGACGAUGACGAGCCCGAGUUCAGCUCGGCCAUGCCGCUGGAGGAGGGCGACACGUUCUUCUUCGCGCCGCGGCCGCUGCGCAACCUGGUGCUGGUGGACGAGCUGGAGUCGCUGUCGCCGAUCCUCAGCUGCCAGAUCGCUGACCUGGCGAACGAGGACACGCCUCAGGUGUACUCGCUGUGCGGCCGCGGUCCGCGCUCCUCGCUGCGCGUGCUCCGCCACGGCCUGGAGGUCAGCGAGAUGGCCGUCUCCGAGCUGCCCGGCAACCCGAACGCCGUCUGGACGGUGCGCAAGCGGGCCGACGACGACUACGACGCGUACAUCAUCGUGUCGUUCGUGAACGCCACGCUGGUGCUGUCCAUCGGCGAGACGGUGGAGGAGGUGACCGACUCCGGCUUCCUGGGCACCACGCCCACCCUGUCGUGCUCGCAGCUCGGCGAUGACGCGCUCGUCCAGAUCUACCCGGACGGCAUCCGUCACAUUCGGGCGGACAAGCGCGUCAACGAGUGGAAGGCUCCGGGUAAGAAGACGAUCGUCAAAUGCGCCGUCAACCAGCGCCAGGUGGUGAUCGCGCUAACCGGUGGCGAGGUGGUCUACUUCGAGAUGGACACGACGGGCCAGCUGAACGAGUACACGGACCGGCGGACGAUGUCGUCGGACGUGGUCUGCAUGGCGCUGGGCUCGGUGCCGCAGGGCGAGCAGCGCUCGCGCUUCCUGGCCGUCGGCCUCACCGACAACACGGUCCGCAUCAUCUCGCUGGACCCCAGUGACUGUCUGGCGCCGCUCAGCAUGCAGGCGCUGCCGGCGGCGCCCGAGUCGCUCUGCGUGGUCGAGAUGGGCGGCACGGAGGGCGCCGACGGCGAGCCCGGCCUGCAGGGCUCUCUCUACCUCAACAUUGGACUCCAGAACGGCGUGCUGCUGCGCACCGUGCUGGAUCAGGUGACUGGUGACCUGUCGGACACGCGCACUCGGUACCUCGGCUCCCGGCCCGUUAAACUCUUCCGCGUGCGCAUGCAGAACAACGAGGCGGUGCUGGCCAUGUCCAGCCGGUCGUGGCUCAACUACUACUACCAGAGCCGGUUCCACUUGACGCCGCUGUCGUACCAGUCACUGGAGUUUGCCAGCGGCUUCGCCUCCGAGCAGUGUCCCGAGGGCAUCGUGGCCAUCAGCACCAACACGCUGCGCAUUCUGGCGCUGGAGAAGCUCGGCGCCGUCUUCAACCAGAUGUCGUACCCGCUCGAGUACACGCCGCGCAAGUUCGCCAUCCACCAGGACAGCGGCCACCUGGUCAUCAUCGAGACCGACCACAACGCCUACACCGAGGAGACGAAACAGGCGCGCAAGCUGCAGAUGGCCGAGGAGAUGAAGGAGGCGGCCGGUGAGGAGGAGGCGGAGCUGGCCGACGAGAUGGCGCAGGCCUUCCUCUCGGAGAAUCUGCCCGAGACGAUGUUCGGCGCGCCCAAGGCCGGGCCCGGCAUGUGGGCUUCGGUCAUCCGCGUCAUGGAGCCGGCCGACGGCCGCACCACCCACCUGACCCGGCUCGAGCAGAACGAGGCCGCGCUCAGCAUCGCGCUCGUCAAGUUCGCCAGUCAGCCGGAGACGGACCAGUACGUGUUGGUCGGUGUGGCCAAGGACUACCAGCUCAGCCCCAAACAGGUCGACUGCGGCUACAUCUACUGCUACAAGCUGGUGAACGAGGGCACGACGCUGCAGUUCGUGCACCGGACCGAGGUGGAAGACGUGCCAACGGCCAUCUGCCCGUAUCAGGGCCGUGCGCUCAUCAGCGUCGGCAAACUGCUGCGCAUCUACGACCUGGGCAAGAAAAAGAUGCUCAGAAAAUGCGAAAACAAGAGCAUCCCGAACCACAUCGUCAGCAUCCAGGCGCUGGGUCAGCGCGUGUACGUGGCGGACGUGCAGGAGUCUGUGUUUUUCGUGCGCUACAAGCGCCAGGAAAACCAGCUGAUCCUGUUCGCCGACGACACGAACCACCGCUGGGUGACGGCCACCUGUCUGCUCGACUACGACACGGUGGCGGCGGCGGACAAGUUCGGGAACGUGGCCGUGCUGCGUCUGCCCACCGGCACCAACGACGACGUGGACGAGGACCCGACGGGCAACAAGGCGCUGUGGGACCGCGGUCUGCUGGGCGGUGCCUCGCAAAAAGCCGACGUCCUCUGCCAGUUCCACAUCGGCGAGACGGUGCUCUCGCUGCAGAGGGCGACGCUGAUCCCGGGCGGCAGCGAGUCUCUCGUGUACACCACCAUCUCAGGCACGAUCGGCGUACUGGUGCCGUUCACUUCGCACGAGGACAUGGACUUCUUCCAGCACCUGGAGAUGCACAUGCGCUCGGAGAACGCGCCGCUGUGCGGCCGCGACCACCUCUCAUUCCGCAGCUACUACUUCCCCGUCAAGAACGUGCUGGACGGCGACAUGUGCGAACAGUACAACACAAUCGACAUGGCCAAGCAGAAGUCGAUCGCCGAAGACCUGGACCGCACCUCGAGCGAAGUGUCCAAGAAGCUUGAGGACAUCCGGACCCGCUACGCUUUCUAAGUGGCGGCGUCUGUCCCGUCGAUGGUGUCCGGGGUGUUUGUGGCGGCAGAUAUCCCAGCUUGCGGUGGUCGAGGAUGUGCUGGCUUUUCGUGCGGAGCGGCGUACAUGUCUGGCUGCUGGCGUCGCUGCCGUCCAGUGAGGACGCGUUGCAACGCUGCACUUCGCCGUCGCGCUGCCAGCAAGCGGUGAUCCGACCGAGCAAACGUGUCACAGUCUUAUAGAGGUCGCGCGUGUCUCUGUCAUGUAUCAUAUUUCACGAAACGCGUAAUAAUGAUGUCAUGUACCAUU